Molecule: messenger RNA, 392 nt
Organism: Cylicostephanus goldi
Lineage: Eukaryota; Metazoa; Nematoda; Chromadorea; Rhabditida; Strongylidae
Source: the annotation of a GenBank genome assembly
GGACCUAUUGGACCUGCUGGAGAACCAGGCCAACCAGGAUUACCUGGUCCUAAGGGACCACCCGGAAAGCUCAACGAAGUUGCAGGACCUGACGGGCCGCCGGGACCACCCGGGCCUCCGGGACCUCCUGGAGCAGAGGGUGCCCCUGGAAGAAAUGGAGAACCCGGCCCAGACGGUUCUCCAGGAGAUGCUGGCGAUCCUGGAGCACCGGGUCCAGCAGGAGCACCCGGAAAAGAUGGUCCACCAGGACCUGACGGUCCCGCCGGACCAGCUGGUGGAUGUGAUCAUUGUCCACCUCCAAGAACUGCUCCUGGCGAAUUCUACGUUUUGAUAUUAAUCCGUAGUGCCCGUGAAAUAGGUGAAAAAGCGAUUAGAGGUCAAAAACGGUGACU